AUGUCCAGAGGAGGAGAAAUGGUCUAUAUCCCUGAUGACUCCGACUUCAGCUCCUUCCGGGAUCAGUGUGAGAGCCUGGAGGGCUGGCACUGCCGGUACAACAAGGCUGGCAUCACUGUGUGGAGUCAGGGCCAGGAGGAAAGCUGCACCGUGCAGAAAAUCAAGACUCGCAUCUCCUGCAAGGACGUCCCUGCUGAGACGCUCUAUGACGUGCUGCACGACACCCACUACCGCAAGAAAUGGGACUCGAACAUGAUCGAGACCUAUGACAUCGGGCGCCUGACCGUCAACGCCGACGUUGGAUACUACUCCUGGAAAUGCCCGAGCCCCCUGAAGAACCGGGAUUUCGUCACCCUACGCUCCUGGCUGCCUCUGGGCAAUGACUACAUGAUCAUCAACUACAGUGUCAAGCACCCGAAAUACCCACCUCGGAAGGAUUUUGUGAGGGCCGUGUCCCUGCAGACUGGUUAUCUGAUCAAGGCAAACGGUGCCGGUGCCUGCAUCCUCUAUUAUCUCACCCAGGUGGACCCUCGUGGGUCGCUGCCGAAGUGGGUGGUGAACCGCGUCUCCCAGUUCGUGGCACCGAAGGCCAUGAAGAAGAUCUACAAGGCUGGGCUGAAGUACCCGGAGUGGAAGCGCAAACACGACCCCGGGUACAAGCCCUGGGUGUACCCGGAGCAGAACACGCUGCCCAGCGUCAGCCUGGCCGAGCUCUCGGUGCAACAUGCCGACUCACUGGAGAACAUCGACGAGACGGGGCUGGCCGAGGACCACCUGAGCACCAGCGACCACGAGGCCUGA
Molecule: messenger RNA, 801 nt
Organism: Merops nubicus (carmine bee-eater)
Lineage: Eukaryota; Metazoa; Chordata; Aves; Coraciiformes; Meropidae
Gene: STARD10
Product: StAR-related lipid transfer (START) domain containing 10
Exons: 6
Coding region: 1-801 (266 amino acids)
Molecular function (GO): lipid binding
Source: RefSeq, a predicted model, not a curated record